Brienomyrus brachyistius is the source of this 4063-nucleotide messenger RNA. RefSeq names its product clathrin coat assembly protein AP180-like. The record is from RefSeq and is a predicted model, not a curated record. Lineage: Eukaryota; Metazoa; Chordata; Actinopteri; Osteoglossiformes; Mormyridae. The transcript has 26 exons. Gene Ontology annotation, molecular function: phosphatidylinositol-4,5-bisphosphate binding; 1-phosphatidylinositol binding; clathrin heavy chain binding. Gene Ontology annotation, biological process: synaptic vesicle budding from presynaptic endocytic zone membrane; clathrin-dependent endocytosis; clathrin coat assembly. Gene Ontology annotation, cellular component: synaptic vesicle; extrinsic component of presynaptic endocytic zone membrane; clathrin-coated vesicle. The coding region runs from base 813 to 3095 and encodes 760 amino acids.
CCCACAUUAUGGCCACAUUAAAGAAGGUCAUUGAAAUGUCCGUGUGACAGAAGCGUGACAGUGUCCUUUGAGCAGCCGCCGAUGGGGACUGGGGACGUGAGCGACCUGUCACCUGACCGCCCUAAAGGUGCCGAGGGAGGGGGAGUGAAUAAGGGAAACGCAUGCAGAGAAACGCAGCCGCCUUCUGUCUAUUCAGCAACACCGGCCUCUCCGUACAGGAGGGGAAAGCGCCUGUCAUCGCCAGGGAAAAUAUUCAGCCUUUGAAAUAAGAUUCAUCUCACGCCGCCUUUUUGGACCGCAGUCAUAAAUAUACGCUCUUAACAUCCUGGGCUGCAUACAUCGGAUAAAUAUCUUGUUUUUUUCCCAGAUAUCACAAUACAGAUGGGAGAUGAAUGAAUAUGGGUUUUUUUUAAAUGACAGACUUUGCUGCAGCAAAACGUCUGACAUCAGAAGGCGCGUCAAUUUACAUCUUCCGUUUAUUUGUUAAAAGAGAAUUAUUAUUUUAAUAAUUUAUUGUUUUUUUUAACCAAGCCUGAGCGGUUACAUAAGAGGGCACACGCUGAGCCCGGCGCCGGGGUGAUCGACAUAAGAAGAGCGCAGCCUCCCUGAUCCCAGCCCAUGCAGAGGCUCUGCGCAACCGGCCACAACCGAGCAUAUAGCGGCUCCAGCGCAGCCCGUCGCCGCUUCUAAGGUCGUACCCUUGGAUUAUUUUGGGAGGACAGUUUGGAUAUAACACUUUGCGCUGCUUCACAUUAUUAUUUUUUUAAAUUUCGGUGAGAUUUAUUUCUUGAGGUUGGCUUUACCGAAGAAAGAUGUCGGGGCAGACGCUGACCGACCGCAUCGCCGCAGCGCAGUACAGCCUGACCGGAUCGGAGGUGGCCCGGGCUGUCUGCAAGGCCACCACGCAUGAAGUGAUGGGACCCAAGAAGAAGCACCUGGAAUAUCUGAUCCAUGCCACCAACGAGACAAACGUCAACAUCCCCCAGAUGGCAGAGACACUGUUCGAGCGGGCCUGCAACGCCAGCUGGGUGGUGGUGUUCAAGGCCCUAGUUACGACGCAUCACAUAAUGCUGAACGGCAAUGAGAGGUUCAUCCAGUACCUGGCAUCAAGAGGGGCUCUCUUCAACGUCAGUAAUUUUGUUGAUAAAACAGGCGCUCAGGGUUAUGAUAUGUCCACGUUCAUCAGACGCUACGGCAGAUACCUGAAUGAGAAGGCCUUUGCAUAUCGUCAGAUGGCCUUCGACUUUUCCAGAGUGAAAAAGGGUACGGACGGCGUGAUGAGGACACUGGCUACUGACAAGCUCUUGAAAGGGAUGCCGAUCCUGCAGGGCCAGAUCGAUAUUCUACUGGAGUUUGACGUUCACCCUAAAGAGCUGUCUAAUGGGGUCAUCAAAGCAGCCUUUCUCCUCCUCUUCAAGGACCUGGUUAAGUUAUUUGCUUGCUACAAUGAUGGAAUCAUUAAUUUAUUGGAGAAAUAUUUUAAAAUGAAGAAGGCAGAAUGCAAGGACGGACUGGAAAUAUACAAGAGGUUCUUAACCCGAAUGACCCGGAUCUCAGAGUUCUUCAAGCUGGCUGAGCAAGUUGGGGUCGACCAAAACGACGUUCCUGACCUCAGUUAUGCUCCCAGCAGCGUCCUGGAGUCCUUAGAGGCACAUCUGAAUGCGCUGGAGGCAAAGAAAGGAUCACCUACCAAGGAUUCCCCUACCAACAAUGGACAUCCAGCCUCAGCUGCCGACAGCGCCGCUGCUGACGAUACAGCCACCAGCCAACCUGCUGCAAGUUCCAAUGACCUGCUAGGUCUGGACCUGCUCGCUGAGCCCUCCCAGCCACCAGAGGCAGCUCCGGCAUCUGCAACAGCUGCAUCAUCCUGGGGAGAUCUGCUCGCGGAGGAGUGCUUAGUUGCGCCAGCUGUUGCCGUUAGCUCUGCCGAACCCUCUGCCACCGUAGACUCUGCCCCCACCGCUGCCGAGGCGACCCCCACGGCCACGGCGGGUGACGCUGCCCCUCCCCCUCCUGGAGCUGCGGCCUCCGGUUCCACUGAAAUGGACCUCUUCGGAGAUGCAUUUGCAGCCCCAUCUGGUGGUGGUGUGGUGGCUGGCGAGGCAGGGAUAGCCCCGCCCACGCCGGCAGCUGACGCGGCUGCUGGAUCUGACCCCUUUGCAGCAUCCAUGGUUAGUGCAGAAGCUGCCCCUGAGGUGGAUCUCUUUGCUAUGAAGCCCGCAGAGACCGCCCCCACUUCAGUAGCACCCCCUGCUGCCCCUGCAGCCGCCUCUGCAGCCCCUGGGCUUGACCUCUUUGGUGAUGCCUUCUCCGCCUCUGCACCUGCAGCUGCUGCAGUGACUCCAGCCAAAACUGAGGCAGAAUCCAUCUUAGACCUGUUUGGUGAUCCCUUUGGUGGAUCCACCACUGAGUCCCAACAAGCUGCUGCUCCUGCGGCUGGCAGUGACCUUCUGGCUGGUUUCAUGAGCGCUAGCCCAGCUACGGCUGCAGUGACAGCAGCAAUAACCAACACGCAACCUGCUUUGAACAUGGGCUUUGGAUCUGCUCCAGCCGCAGGAGCGCCCUCCGGUGGCCUGGAUGCCUCAGUCUUUGAUGGAUUAGGGAACAUGCUCGCUCCCGCCUUGACCCCUCAGGGCUCCGGGGCUCCCCUAGUGGCUGGAGGAGGGAUGGCAGCUGCGACUUCUGCAAAACCCAUCAGUGGUGACCUGGACUCUUCCUUGGCAAACCUAGUGGGCAAUCUGGGGAUGACGUCUCAAUCUAACAUGCAGUGGAAUGAGAAGAAGAUGACAGGAGGGGCAGCCUGGCAACCUCAGCCUGGCCCCUCCCCCGGGGUUCAAGGGGGCAUUCCACCAAUGGGAAUGAUGGGCACACCCAUGGGGGUACAGCCUGGAUUUGGAAUGGCUCCUUCAGGACCCAUGAUGCCUCAGAUGUUCCCCCAGCAGCAGCCAAUGAUGAGACCACCAUUUGCUGGGCCGGGUGCCCCUGGAAUGGGUCCAGCUGGAGCAGCGAUGUCCCCUGGGAUUCCCCAGAGCCCCAGAAAGCCACCCCCUCCCAAGGACCCCUUGGCAGACCUAGACCUUAAAGAUUUCAUGUAAAAGCUGGUGGCUGUCUGAGUGACGGGACCCAUCAAGCUGUCCGGGCUGUACCCAAUGCAGCGCUGGCACUCCACAGUCUCCCGUCUGGUCCAAAUACAGCAUUUGCAGUUCGGCCCGAUGUUGCAAGGCACUGUGAAAAUCAGUUGUGGGGAAAUUUCCGCUCCUUUGGACAUUAUCCUUUACCUAAACACAGUAACUGGCAAUGCGGUGUACUUUUGAUGUUUACCAUGUUGAUAAGUAGCUAUCAUAAGGGAUGUGUGUUGAUCUGUUUCCAUGACCCGCUGCCCCCAAGAUGACGCUAGUGUGAGCUUCCUGUUGUGAACUGUUAAUGUUUGUGUGCACAGCUCCCAUGCGCCGAUACCAGUAGCUUUCCUGUUCCUCUUCGAAAACGUAUCGAUGUGAAGCAAAAAUAGUCACAUGACCCUAAACAUAUUUGUAGCCAUAGUGUUGGAUGUGGCAUCAGUAUUUUCUCACUUCUGAAAUGCUCUGGGUUGGGUGUUUUGCCCUUUUCUGGUAGUGCCGUGUGCUUCACCUUAGCUGUCUUGUAUAAUUAACCUGGUUGCUCGUAUCUGUUUCAUUGAUCGUCAGUAGCGGGUAUUCUGACAAAUUGUACCAUAUCCUCUGUAUCUUCUAAAAUGGAUUGUAAUUUAACUAUUUUCAAAUAUGAAAUGCGCUUCAUUUGAGUGGGAUGGUGUUCUGCCAUGUGAGCUAAGCCCAGGCACAGCAAGAAACAGACAGGCGCCUGUCUUUGAGAAGGAAUAAAGCACGUUUACGUUCCCGUCUGCCCUGCAGCCUUCCGGCUGUCAUAGCAAACUGGUUACCAGCACUGUACUUUUGUUGUUAAACUGGUUAUUAAACUCUAAGUAACUCUCCUUCUAUUGCACAUAUGCAAAUAUAAUUUCAGCCCCUUCUGGAUACACAUACACGUGUAUCUUUAAGGUCUAUAUAUAUAUAUAUAUAUAUAUAUA